Molecule: messenger RNA, 972 nt
Organism: Acipenser ruthenus (sterlet)
Lineage: Eukaryota; Metazoa; Chordata; Actinopteri; Acipenseriformes; Acipenseridae
Product: protein Mis18-alpha-like
Exons: 6
Coding region: 94-642 (182 amino acids)
Biological process (GO): chromosome segregation; CENP-A containing chromatin assembly
Cellular component (GO): chromatin; nucleus; chromosome, centromeric region
Source: RefSeq, a predicted model, not a curated record
AACACGUGAAUUUGUAUCAUUUUUGUUUAAGAAAUCUAUAUUUUGUUGGCGAUCCGGUACUUUUGGAUUUACUACUGCAUCUUGUUAUCUAAAAUGGCGGAAGGCUGUGGGGAUGAGCAGAUGUAUGUUGAAGAAGACGACAGGACGUUUAUGUGUCAGCAGGAGAAGGACGAUGAAGACUACACUCCACCAGCAGUCUUCCUCUGCUGUCAGUGCAAACUGCCACUUGGGGACUCCUUUUCACGAAUGAGGAGUGAAGAUGAAGUGGGCCUGAUACUGCUGAAAAAAACUACCAACAAUGUUGUUGCAGGUAAUGAAACCUGUCUUUCGACACAAAAUGAUGAACAUAGCUGCUUGUUUUUAACAUUGUCUUGUGGUGGCUGUUCCUUAGAACUGGGUAGGCUCUACACAUGCACACCAAAGCACCUUGACUACAAAAGGGAUGUGUUUUGCCUUAAUAUCAAGUCGGUUGAGAGUUAUGUGCUCGGAUUCACACCGCAGAUAGUGUUUCCAGAUGAAGAAGAUAAACCUGAGUCCAGGGUGUGUGUAGAAGCUGAGAUGGAAAAGAUCAAAGCAGUUGUAGUGACAAUGGAGAAAAGACUAUCCACACUGGAAUCUAAGGUUCCUACUCACAGAAAAUAACUACAAAAAGAACACUAGACUUCUACUUUUUUAUGUUCACUUAGCGCCUCUUUUUAGCGCAUGUUUUGAAAAGAAAGUCAGUUUCAACAAGAUAGUCAACAAGGUAAACCUCAGAAUAUCAAUAAAUAUUGUUCUGUUUCUGCCCCAUACUUUUGGGGCUUGUAAUUGAUUUCAGGAUGUGUAUUCUGUAUAGAAUAAAUAGAAACCAAAGCUUGUUUAUAUUUUUGCACUUGUUUGGCGGUUCUUUGCACCUGCACUGAAUAUUGUGACUUUGACUUUAGGUUGCAGGACUGUUAACAAUUGUUCUCCAUCCUCCAUACUUAAAGGUAA